AUGGGGAAAAAGAAACUGGGUAAUACUGCAGUAAAUGUGUCAAUCCAACCAGAGAACCACAAUGUAAAGAAAUACUCACUUCUAAACAUUUGGAUAGUUUCAUUGGCACUAAAAGUUUUACUUUUCGAGGGCUAUCAUUCCACUGAUUUCGAUGUUCACAGAAAUUGGUUAGCAAUAACUAACAAUCUCCCAAUCUCCCAAUGGUAUAUUGAAAACACAUCUCAAUGGACUUUAGAUUAUCCUCCUUUUUUUGCAUACUUUGAAUAUAUUUUGUCGUUAUUUGUUCCACAAUUUGUUAGAGAUGAUGGAUGUUUAGAUAUUGUAGAAAAGGGUAUCUACGGCAUGCCUACUAUUUAUUUUCAAAGAAUUACGGUUAUUCUUAGUGAAUUGGUAUUGUUUUAUGCUUUGCAAUGGAUGAUUGAUUCAUCCCCUACAUAUGCCAUCCGAAGAAGAAUGUAUGUUGCAACUGCUUCACUAGCAUUGUCACCAGGGUUAAUCCUCAUUGAUCAUAUACACUUUCAAUACAAUGGUAUGAUGUAUGGUAUUUUAUUGCUAUGCAUCAAUAGUGCUAGAUUAGAGAGAUAUUUAUUAUGUGGAUUCUGGUUUGCAGUGUUGUUGUGUUUCAAGCACAUUUAUUUAUACUUGGCACCUGCAGUUUUUGUCUUUCUUCUAAGAGCUUAUUGUUUGAAGUUCAAUUGGAAUAAAAAGAAGAACUUCAUAGUCAACAUUUUUAAUUUUGUUCAAUGGACAAAUCUUUUUAAGUUAGGUAGCAUUGUCAUUAUAGUGUUCUUAAUUGCAUUUGCACCUUUCUACAAUGUUCUCCCACAGUUAAUUUCCAGAUUAUUCCCAUUCAGUCGUGGCUUGACCCAUGCAUAUUGGGCACCUAAUGUAUGGGCGAUUUAUUCAUUUAUUGAUAGAAUGUUAAUUCAAGUUUAUAAAAAAAUUCCUAUGACAAAAUAUCCUUUGCAAAAAGUCUUUAAGUUUGAUGCAAGUUUGUUAGCCAAUGAUGAAUUAUUACGUACUUCUACAAGAGGAAUAGUUGGUGAUAUUGAGUUCUUUAUACUUCCUACAAUCACUCCAAACCUUACAUUUUUAUUAACUUUAUUCUAUCAGAUCAUGGCUCUAAUACCAUUAUUCAUUCAACCAACUUACAGAAGGUUCGUAGGAGCACUCACAUUGUGUGGUUAUGCAUCAUUCUUAUUUGGAUGGCAUGUUCAUGAAAAGGCAAUUUUAUUAGUUAUUUUUCCAAUGACAUUAAUAGCUGGGCGUGAUAGACGAUUGUUAACGCCAUUCAAUUUGUUGGUGUGCUGUGGAUAUGGAUCAUUGUUCCCGUUGAUAUUCACGAGUAACGAAUGGUUGGUGAAAGUAGCGUACUCAUUCACAUGGUACUUUAUCUUCUACUUUGUAUUCCGUAAGGUGACGAGGUUGCCAAAGACAGUUGAAACCAGCAGGUAUGUGUUGGGACGCAUGGCGGACUGGUACGUCUUGUUGUUUAUUCUGGUUGUCGUUGUGACAACAGUCAUUGACAUGUUCAAGUCCAAGUAUGUGAUUUUGCAAAACUUUGAGUUUUUGAACUUGAUGGUCUACAGUGUGUACUGUGGUGUCGGUAUUAUCGGUAGCUGGAACGGGUUCUGUUGGUUGUAUUUUGUUGACGACUCUAUUUGGAGUGAGCAGGACGCCGAAACGUAG
Molecule: messenger RNA, 1689 nt
Organism: Candida tropicalis MYA-3404
Lineage: Eukaryota; Fungi; Ascomycota; Pichiomycetes; Serinales; Debaryomycetaceae
Gene: ALG8
Product: dolichyl-P-Glc:Glc1Man(9)GlcNAc(2)-PP-dolichol alpha-1,3-glucosyltransferase
Exons: 1
Coding region: 1-1689 (562 amino acids)
Biological process (GO): protein N-linked glycosylation
Cellular component (GO): endoplasmic reticulum membrane
Molecular function (GO): dolichyl pyrophosphate Glc1Man9GlcNAc2 alpha-1,3-glucosyltransferase activity
Source: RefSeq, a predicted model, not a curated record